GCGGUCGUUAUGUCAGUAGCUGCGGCUCUGGAGAGUUGGCAGUUCCCGAAGGAAAGUGUGAGGUGCUGGUGCUGCUAUACCCGGGCCUUGCAGUCAUGUUCGGCAGCCUGCUGAGGGACUUCGACGACGACUCUUUCUUUUCAGAUCCAUUCAUUGCACACCAAGAACAUGUCAGGCAGAUGAUGAGAAGUUUCUCUGAUCCUUUUGGACGUGAUCCAUUUCUUAGUAUCACAGAUGGCCGAUCUCGGGGUCGGAGAGGGCAGCCAGGGUCCCAGGUGGCUCUGAGAGAAGAUCACAGGGCUUCCAGCCUCAGCUCUAUGCCUACUGACAGUUUUACUGGAAUGAGUUCAGACUUCAGAGAUGUUUUCCACUCCAUGGAUAGUAUGAUGGCAAACAUGCGCAACAGAAUGAGAGAUAUGCACAGAAAUGUUGAAGGAGAUCCUUGUACUCACUCAUUUAGCUCAUCAUCAGUAAUGACAUAUUCCAAAACAGGAGAUGAACCAGCAAAGGUUUUCCAAGCUUCAAGUCAGACACGGAGAGCUCCGGGAGGCAUAAAAGAGACAAAGAAAGCUGUAAGAGAUUCUGAAAGUGGAAUUGAGAAAAUGGCUAUUGGUCAUCACAUCCAUGACAGAGCCCACAUUAUCCAGAAAAGUAGGAAUCACAAAACAGGGGAUCAAGAACUCAACCAAGAAUUCCUCAAUUUGGAUGAAGCUGAAGGGCCAUCUUUUGAUAAUGAAUGGCAAAGAGAGGUUUUAAAGAUUAAGUCAUUUCCAGGAAAUGCAGUAGAAGCUCCAAAACACAGAACUGUUAAACAUAUACCAAGCAAAAGCCAGCCGCAGUUGCCAGCAAGGGAGAAGUGAGACUCGGCACCAGUCACCUAAAAGCUGAAGUGUUCCAGCCAAUGGUGUGAAACCAUCUUGUGCAAGGAGAUCACUAAAUAAAUGAUUGAGACAUGCACAUGAGUUUCCUCUGCAUUUUUUGGAUGAGCUAUCUGUUCUGGACUCUUAUGUUGGAGGUGUCUCACCACUCUGUAGACAUCUAUAUCUACAUAAUAAGAAAUUGCAUAGAUUUUGUAGCAGUAACGCCUUGGGCAUUGACAUUAAUAGGUGGCUAUGAUGCAAAGAAAAUGUGUGGAAGUGUGUAUUUAUAUAUAUAUAUAUAUAGAGAGAGAGAAAUAUAUAUAUUGCACAGUUCAUGGAAAGAUAAGCUAGCACAGCAUGUUUGUAAGGUAAUGUGUACAAUUAUUUGUAAAAAGAUUUCUAAUUAAACUGGUUAAAUAUUUAUCUCAGUUAAUGCCCCCAUUAACUAUAUUAGUUGCAGAGGCUUGUAUAAUAGCUGUGUUUGCUUUAGUGGUCUAGUGAAAAUAAUUCAAUUAAAGUAAUAUUACAAAUUGUAAUUUUUUUAAAUCAUGAAUAGUCAUUGUGUUCUACAUAGUAAAUAUGCUGGAACUAAUUUUAUACAAUGAUGUAGAUUCUGUAUUGUGCAACAAUCAAAACUUAAUUGUGAUUUAAUGUUUCCAAUGAAAAUAAAUACUUUGUACGUUUA
Molecule: messenger RNA, 1545 nt
Organism: Xenopus tropicalis (tropical clawed frog)
Lineage: Eukaryota; Metazoa; Chordata; Amphibia; Anura; Pipidae
Gene: mlf1
Product: myeloid leukemia factor 1
Exons: 8
Coding region: 96-860 (254 amino acids)
Cellular component (GO): cytoplasm
Source: RefSeq, a predicted model, not a curated record